This is a messenger RNA of Drosophila arizonae, 623 nucleotides long. RefSeq names its product cysteine-rich DPF motif domain-containing protein 1. The record is from RefSeq and is a predicted model, not a curated record. Lineage: Eukaryota; Metazoa; Arthropoda; Insecta; Diptera; Drosophilidae.
UGUUCACUCACAAAUUUCGUGUAUUUGAUGAUUUCUUUCUGAUUUGUGACUUUUGAAUAUUAAAAAUUGAAGUGCUCCAAAUGACACAGGAUUCGGCCGACUACGCCAUUGAGGAUGAUGAUCUUUGCCUUGACAAUGAGGCGUCCGAAAUUCAACGACUUCAGCUGACUGCUCCAGUGGAGCCACAAGCACAGGAAGAUUUAGAUGAACGUGUGGCCACAAUCGAAUUUCAUUGCAGUGGUUGCAAUAUGCACGAAAUGGUACAUUACUAUGGACGAACGCCGCCUUUCGCUCUAGGCAUUAAAUUUCGUGAAGACAGCUAUGUGUUACGAGAUCCCUUUCAGGCGCCGCCGCCGCGUUGGCAAUCGAAACCAGAGUUCUACGUGGCAUUGGGCGUAAAGUGUGCCAAUUGUAACAAAGUUGUAUGUAAGGAUACUUCAUGCAGUUUCUAUUACACAAAAACCUUUUGCCUGGAAUGUGGCAAAGUUGAACUCAAGAAUUGGCCUGUGGAGGCGCAAAGUCGAUUUCGGAAGCAACUGGCAGCCAAAACCCCAUAACAGGAAAACCAUGCAGGAUUCUCACUUAUAAGUAGGUCUUUAAUAUACAUAUACACGUAAAUGCAU